AUGACAACCCCUUCUGCCGUGCUUCAGGUGUUCGCCACACCGGAGCUAUCAGAUUACAUCUUCUCCUUCGUCUUGGGUGGCCUACAUGAUUUGACAGACUUCGAAGACCCAAGAUCAGUCAAGACGCACGCCAAUGCCAAUCUCCUCACCUCAGUCCUACACUUAUCAGAAGUCUGUCGAAUCUGGCAACGAGCCAUCCUCGGAUCCAAAUACGUGCAAAGAGCACUCUACCUACUUUCAGAUCCCACAACGUCACGAUCAUGGUCCGCAGUCUCUGGCGCCCAGAACGUUCCAGGUACCUACCGGCCGCCUACCAGAUCGGCUCCUUCGUUGAACCCCAUUAUUCAAACGACAUUCCCAUCAUACAACCUGCGAUUCAGCUAUCUCGGAUCAAGACCGAGACACCAGGCCAUUCUCAUCAUCACGAGGCGAGACAUUCCGGCGGUGCAGCGAAAGGUCGCGGCAGGUCAGGGCAAGACUCUGUCGAAUAUGCUGUUGACGCAGCCGCCUUGCACUACGGCGGAAGCAACGAUAUAUGAGGAACGAGAUGAGACGAAGGAGUAUGUCACGCGAACGACUAGUCUGGCUGAUCCAGUGAUUGAGUCUGAUACGGGUAUCACUCUUGGCUUGGUGCAUGCGAGGGUAGGUGAGAUGUUUGAGAAGCAUGAGGACGUAGUGGCGAUCAGGCUUGCGUCGGUGUGA
Molecule: messenger RNA, 702 nt
Organism: Zasmidium cellare ATCC 36951
Lineage: Eukaryota; Fungi; Ascomycota; Dothideomycetes; Mycosphaerellales; Mycosphaerellaceae
Exons: 2
Coding region: 1-702 (233 amino acids)
Source: RefSeq, a predicted model, not a curated record